Agrilus planipennis (emerald ash borer) is the source of this 1978-nucleotide messenger RNA. Its product is annotated as orexin receptor type 2-like. Gene Ontology annotation, biological process: G protein-coupled receptor signaling pathway; feeding behavior. Gene Ontology annotation, molecular function: orexin receptor activity. The transcript has 6 exons. Lineage: Eukaryota; Metazoa; Arthropoda; Insecta; Coleoptera; Buprestidae. Bases 750 to 1955 code for a protein of 401 amino acids. The record is from RefSeq and is a predicted model, not a curated record. Gene Ontology annotation, cellular component: membrane.
UAGACCUUCAUGCCUGAGAACGUGUCCUACCAGCCUAUUGAUAUUGAAAAAAAAUAGGUAUAGUCCUCAAUUUGUAUCUGAAGUUGAGAAAGUGAAGAUGGUAUAUGAUAAAAAAAGGUAGAUUGUUUGUAUAAAUAGGUAAUUACAUAAGUAAUCGAACAUGGUUAUUUUUUUUGGCAUUUAAAACAACUUAAUUGAGGUGGAGUGAAGUUUUAAAUUAGGGCGUCUUCUAUUUGAACUAAUGAUUGUGCAUACCCUGUAGGUAUAUUUCUUUUAUACAUUUGAAAGUUUAUCAGGUUCAAACUACGUAGUCCCAGGCUAAACGUACAUAUGUACAUAAGUACGCACUAUAUUUUCAUUGUCAAUUUUAUUUUAUUAAAUUUGUUUCUUAUUGACUCCAAUACAUCAUUAAAUUGUAGUGUUUUCCGGCAUCGAGAUUGAAAACGGCCCAUUUCUCAGACUUUUCGCAGAUAAAAUGGUUGUAGGUUACGUUGUGACCGUGUUAGAGAGAUAAUUGCGUAUUUUUCUGACAAAAUACUAACGACGACAACGCGUGGCGACCUUUAAGGCAAACUUGUAUUUAGAAUUCAAAUUACGUGCAUAAUAAAAAUGCGUUUAUGAACACUUUAGAGUUUCUAAUCUUCAAUACAGUGCCUUAAUUUUAGGAACUUGAACGAAACAAAAAAGAAAAAAAUAAAAUUAGUGGGUUGUUUAUAAAUUCGUAACAUCGCAGUUUAUGGAAGGAAGAUAUGAACACUUCGAGUGCUGAAAAUGUUACGAUUUCCGCCGCUGAUAUUGAUCAGUAUAAGAUAGAUAUUAAAGAGUAUAUUUUCCCAAAGGGUUGGACAUGGCUCAUAAUAUCCCUCCACACUGUAGUAUUUUUGAUCGGUUUUGUCGGCAAUAUCCUCGUUUGUUUAGCGGUUUAUAGGAACCACUGUAUGAGAACGAUAACGAAUUAUUUCAUAGUAAAUUUGGCGGUAGCAGAUUUUCUUGUUAUCGUUUGGUGUUUACCGCCGAGUGUUAUUUGGGAUGUUACUAGCACUUGGUUUCUUGGUAACGAAAUGUGCAAAAUCGUAGUAUAUUUGCAGAAUGUCUCUGUUAUCGUCUCAGUUUUGACUCUGACGUUCAUAUCUCUAGAGAGAUGGUACGCUAUAUGUUUCCCUAUAGAGUUUAAGUCGACCAUGGGUCGAGCUAAAACUGCAAUCGGAAUAAUUUGGUCUUUUGCUUUAUUAUUUGAUGUUCCGGAACUGUUAGUGUACAGAACGGUUCCUGACGAAACUUUACCUUUUAAAACAAUAUUUUUUACCCAAUGCGAACCGAAUUGGUCAACUAGAACCGAUACAAUUUGGACAAUUAUAAAAAUCAUUUUGUUUUACGUAAUUCCCCUUGUAUUAAUGGUCGCAACGUAUUUCCAAAUAAUAAAAGUUUUAUGGACCCCCAAACGUGGGAGUCACAGUACAGAUAUAACAACAAGAAACUCGCCGACUUUCGCAAUGAGAAUCAAUGCUUUAGGUUCGUCUAGACAAAUAUGCUCUAGAAGAAAAGCUUCGAGAAUGCUGGUUGCAGUAGUAAUCAUGUUCGCUAUUUGUUUCUUACCAGUUCAUUUGUUGUGUGUUUUAAGGUUAACGGUUGGUUUAACAAAUAGUGAAACGAAUAGGGCAUUUUCCUUAAUUUCCCAUUGGUUGUGUUAUGCCAAUAGUGCUGUUAAUCCAGUUAUAUAUAAUUUUAUGAGUGGGAAAUUUCGAAAAGAGUUCCGUAGAGCAUUCGCAUGUUGCUUUAGGAAUUCGUCAACUGCAAGAAGACUCGAUAGUGCUCUAACGUACAGAAAUGCGCCAACGAAUGAAGAAAAUGUAGUGUUAUUUUCUAGAUUAUUGCAUCAGACUUCGAAAAGACAUUGUAUUGUUAAUGCGAACGUAAACGAUUGUAAUUCGAGAUUUUGUACAUCGACUGUUUGACUGUUUUAAUAAGACUUUUUAAA